AGAGAAAGAGAGAGAGGGAGGGAGAGAUAUGAAGAAUCAUAACCUAAACUGUCAAAGUGCUAGAGAUAUACAUAUUCUGACUUAUUGAUUACGGUGUAUAAUCGUAUAAUAAUUUUAUCUGACUCCGUAUUACGCUAUUUUCAUAAGUAUAUUCAAGCAUUAUUUAUAUAAAAGAAUUGAUAUAUUAGAGAAUUAAAAGGAAAAAGUUUAUUAUAGAAAUACAAAAAGAAGUCUCAUAUUCGCAAUCAAAGUUAUCAUCUUACAUACUGUAAUGACAACGCGUUUAGCAAAUGAUUUUUCAAAUGAUAAGUGAUAUUUGUGAGUCAUGUAAUACUUGACUAUUAUUUAUCUUCCCAAGCAAUAAAAAGACUCUCCAUAAUGUUUGAGUUACCAGCAGAAUUGACAGCUAAGCCCUUAGCUCUGAUAGGUUUGACAGGAUUAGAUCUUAGAUGUCCGGUACAUGGAUCUAUCUGGGAUGCAUUUAAUAACAAUCGUAGAUCAGAAGGUGCAGCAGUUCAGUUUAAACUGCUCAGUCUGUCACAUGAAUUUCCUACUGUUAAACCAAAGCGUAGUUCAUAUGAAUGGUACAUACCUAAAGGGAUAUUAAAAAGAAAUUGGAUGAACAAAUAUCUCAAUGACAUUCCUUCCGUGGUUGUUGUAUUCUAUGAUCUGGACUGGAGUGAUCCUUUGUGGAAUGAGAAAAAGAUGGAAUGUGCCUCUAGAGUACAGUCUUUGAGAGCUUCCCUCGAUGGGAGAAGUACCAAGAUAGCUGUAGUACUGAUACAGCGUGCUAUUCAACCACCACCUGGUGCUGAAGAUGUGGUCGCGACUGAGCGUGCAACAGCAUUGUGUGGCGCUUGUGACUUAACGGCAAAGUUUUUGUAUAUUCUGCCACAUGCUGAUCACUUAUUGGGAUAUACAUCCAGGCUAGAAACAGCGUUUUAUGAUCUUGCACAAAACUUUUAUCAUCAUGAAUAUCGCAAUAUUAAAAGCCACCGCGAUCAGCUCACUAAGAAUGUCCAUCAGUACUUGUUUGUUCGUCAUCAGUUCAAAAUGGCAUUCUUAAAUGAACUCAAGCAGGAACAACAUCUUGCCCAAAAACAUUAUAUGCAAGCUUACCACAAUUUGUUAGAAACGAGAAUGACAGAUGCAAAUGCAGUGGAGAUCAAAACUAUUGCUAGUUUUAUAAAUUAUAAGUUAUGCAAGAUAAUGUUUAGCUUGAAUCUCCCGAAAGACGCCAUCUCUCAAUUUAGGCUUCACACGGAAAGAUUUAAGUUAAAAACUGGACCAAAGGAGCUCAUGUUUGAGCAUCAUGCUUGGAUGAGUAGUCAGUUUUCUACAUUCGCGGAAUUGUUCGAUGAGGCGAUUCGUCAAGGGUUACCCGCUGUUCAAACACAACAUCCGGGAUAUUAUUUCCAAUUAGCUGCCAAUCACGCAGGUUUGCGACAGUCCGCGUGUAAAGAAUUGUGUCAGAAUGUAAAUAGCUAUCCAGAUCCCGAUCCAUUAGCAGGUGAGGAGAAACUUGAAUUUUAUGGACAACGUCCAUGGCGACCUGGAAAACUGAGUGCAGAGCCUGCGGAUACAGCCAGAGAAAUUAUUGGUAUACAGGCUUUACAAUAUAGAGAGAAAACAUCAGUCAAUCACUCUAUGAUAAUUAUCGGUUUGUUAGGAAAUGCGAUAUCGCAAUUCAAAGUGUAUCGUUGCCCACGGAUGCGGCGAUUAUUAGUUGUACAAAUGGCAGAGGAAUACUUCAAUGCUCAGGAUUACGGCAAAGUUCUGACAUUGUUGAUGCACAUGUUAUGGGAUUAUCAUGGGGAACGGUGGCCGGUCUUACUGACAGAUAUCUUAAAGAAUGCACUGCGGGCCGCGUAUCUGUCGACUAGUAUCCAAGAUUAUCUCACUCUGGCUCUUGAAGCUUUGGGACCCUCCACUACAUUCUCAGAGGAGAGCGGCAAAGCUAUUAUUUACGAUAAUAUUAUGAAUAUAUUGCAGAAGAAACCACCGAAUCCGGAACCAGACUUGCCGGACGAUGUUAAGCAUCUGGCAAUGGAGAAAUGGGCAUUGGAAUUAAGUUGUCCAGAGCCGAGCAUUUUCAAGAUCGACGACAACAACAUGACGUCGCUCGUUGAUCUUAAAGCACGAUUUCUAAAGCCGACUUAUGCAGUGAAUACGAUGAUAACGGUGGAAGUUAUCAUACGGAACUCCUACUGUGGUAUCGUAGAGUUUACUAAUGUGUUGAUAACAGUCAGUGGUCCAGGUUAUAACGUCGAGAUUCCAGUCAGCGAUACCCAACUGUCUAACCUUGUUUUUCAACCCAAGGAAACGAAGAAGUUUUAUUUCAACUUUAAAGCGCCCCAUCAAAGCGUGGAGAUUCGCAUUAGCACAGUUUCACUACAGAUGGGCGAUAGUGCACAUUGUUGCAUCAUACUGAGAUGCUCGGCUAUGGGUAGGGAGACGAAUCUGUUUGAUCGUUUGUAUCCUGAGAUACAACAACUUCGCGGAGGCGAAUUUGAGGCAAUAAGGCCGUUGGUCCAUGCGGAAAUCAAACAGGAAGAAUCCAGUUUGAAUAUACACGCAGAAUCCAAUAAUCCUGCGCUUUUAGGCGAGUGGCUACCCAUCAUCAUUUCUCUAUCAGCGAACGAGGAUGUAACUGCUGUUUCUUUACAUACAACACUCGUACCAGAUGGUGGCAACGAGCAAUCAACCGAGCUGAGCUUAGAUAUGCUUAAUAAACAGUCAAAAGCGUCGAUUCCUGUGAACAAUCUGAAUAAAGGUUCCUCUGUCAAGCACACAGUAUACAUUAGGGCACAUAAAGUGGGCGAUAGAAAUAUCGUAGUGAAGGCAGAGUAUGCUAGACCUGAACAAGUCAAGGGGAAUAAAGAAUUGACAUAUACGCUGGCGGUUAAGAAGCCAUUCGAAGUAACAACGCAGUUUUACACCACACUGUUCGAGCCAUUAACAAAUGGAUUUGUUAAUGAACCAUUUAUCAUUAUGCCUCAUGUUACAUGCGUCUCUCCGUGGCCUAUAAACAUUUUAAGUACAUCUAUAGAGCUGGCGGAUUCUAUUGAAAGGGAGAACAAUCUGGACAAUGAAGAGUCCAUUUUAGCGGAUGUUACACUGUGCGAUGGUGAAGCGGGGACUGACGCCUAUUGUUUGAUUCCAAAGAUAGGCGGCGAGCAGCCUAUCAGCACCGGAGUGUACACUAUCAAAUGGAAGAGAGCAAACGAUGAAACCGCGUUGGAAACUAGCAGCAGUGUAACCCUGGCUCCUCUAUGUGUUGAAGACGCGGUGAUCGGAUUGGAAGCCAAAAUGCCAGCUCACGGAUGGGUUCGCACACCAUUUUGUAUAUCUUAUUUUAUAAAAAAUCAUUCCGAUUAUCUGGUCACUUUGCGCUUAGCUAUGGAAGGCAGUGAUGCCUUCAUGUUUGCCGGACAAAAACAGGUUGACGUUUAUAUACUUCCUAGAAACGUACGGAAAGUUGAUUGGGUUUUACGACCACUGGUCGCCGGUUUCGUCGCUCUUCCAACGUUAUCGCUAACGGUUCCUGCAGAUGAGGAGCACAAGAUUGGUAAGGCACGUCUGUCAGAGGUGGUUGAACGUUCGUUGCCGAGUCAUAUAUACAUAUUGCCGAAAUCGCAGUCUCUAGCAGAAUGAGCGUGUUCGAUAUAUUGGGAUCCUUUUCUUAUAAGAAAUAUCGUAAUUUUUUAUCAAACUGUAUCGUAAAAUUAGCCGUACAUUUCGAACAGACAAAAUUCGAUAAGUUGUAACCUGUUGAAUAUAAUUUAUCUGAAUUAUUUUA
This is a messenger RNA of Dinoponera quadriceps, 3799 nucleotides long. RefSeq names its product trafficking protein particle complex subunit 11 (gene gry). The transcript has 20 exons. The record is from RefSeq and is a predicted model, not a curated record. NCBI's taxonomy places the organism in Eukaryota, Metazoa, Arthropoda, Insecta, Hymenoptera, Formicidae. Gene Ontology annotation, cellular component: cytoplasm. The coding region runs from base 379 to 3654 and encodes 1091 amino acids.